Messenger RNA from Peronospora matthiolae, 369 nucleotides. NCBI's taxonomy places the organism in Eukaryota, Oomycota, Peronosporomycetes, Peronosporales, Peronosporaceae. The record is from the annotation of a GenBank genome assembly.
AUGAAUAUGUUGGAUGAUGAAGAUAACCAAAGCUUUCACGCUACGCGUGACGGCUACUCCCAUUUGAGCGGUGUCGAAUGGGAUGCGAUUGAACGGAUGGGUUCAACCAUGGGCAUCCAUGCUAUUAGCGUCAUGCUAGAGGCUCUCAAUAGAGAUGCCGAACAUGCUACUAUCGCCAAGUUCAUUCAAAAUGAACUUGACGCAGAACGCGAGAAAGUAGCCUUGCUUCACCAACAAGGUUCUCAACAAGCAGAGUUGUUGAGAGAACAGGGUGCUCAACAGUUUGAACUGUUGAGACAGCAGCAGGCUGCUGCUGGCGGGUCGAUGCACUCGCGUCGACCCGAGACCUUCAAGAUUGACAUCUCUUAG